Messenger RNA from Chondrus crispus (carragheen), 141 nucleotides. RefSeq lists its product as hypothetical. Bases 1 to 141 code for a protein of 46 amino acids. Lineage: Eukaryota; Rhodophyta; Florideophyceae; Gigartinales; Gigartinaceae. The record is from RefSeq and is a predicted model, not a curated record. The transcript has a single exon.
AUGUACCAGACUUGCGUUUGUUGCGGGCAGGUACCUUGCUGGAGGUCAGUCCGCAAAACUGGUGGUGGGAUUUUUCAAACUCAGGUUUACUUUACGUCCAGCGAGUUUGUGGGCAAAUGGAAAAUAACGAACGUUUCAUGA